GAGGCUUUGCCUGCGUCGCAUCGGCGAUGGCGCUCCGGCCGCGGCCCUGGAGGUGGCUGUCAGCCGGCGGGAAGCUGGAGUGUGGGUUCGCAGCCCGCUCCAACAGUUCCACGCCAGCCAUUCAGCCCGAAGUGGAGAAUAAGGGGAACGAAGCCGUGGCCCCAGUGUUCACCAACCGGAACCCUCGGAAUCUGGAGCUCUUAGGGGUAGCCAGGAAAGAACGGGGCUGGGCUACCGUGUGGCCCAGCCGUGAGUUCUGGCACAGGUUGCGGGUUAUAAAGACUCAGCAUCACAUAGAAGCACUGGUUGAGCACCGAAGCGGCCAGGUGGUGGUUUCAGCAUCCACUUGUGAAUGGGCUAUUAAGAAGCACCUCUAUAACACCAGAAAUGCCGUGGCCUGUGAGAGUAUAGGACGAGUGCUGGCGCAGAGAUGCUUGGAAGCGGGAAUCAAUUUCAUGGUCUACCAACCAACCCCCUGGGAGGCAUCCUCAGAAUCGCUGAAACUUCUCCAGAAUGCCAUGACAGAAAGCGGUGUCGUGCUUCGGGAGCCUCGGAGAAUCUACCAAUGAAAUGGAAACAUUAACUGCUUUGAAAACGUCAACAUAAAACCAUCUCCAGCCAUCUAAAAACAGAAAGGAAGGGAGGAAGAAAAGAAGAAAGGCGUUUGGAGAGAGAGCCAGACUGAAAGCUUCAUAGCAACAAUGUCACUGCAGGGUUAUUUAAAGAUGGCCUCUUCCCACUUGUAUAUGUGCUUGUGUGGUUUUGUCCUUUUAAUCAAGGGCUCAACGUGAGAACUUAAGAGAAGUGGUCACCACUUAACAACCACUUAAGAACAAAUUAAAAUGUUUAUAACA
Messenger RNA from Phodopus roborovskii (desert hamster), 854 nucleotides. RefSeq names its product mitochondrial ribosomal protein L18 (gene Mrpl18). The coding region runs from base 27 to 569 and encodes 180 amino acids. The transcript is spliced from 4 exons. The record is from RefSeq and is a predicted model, not a curated record. Lineage: Eukaryota; Metazoa; Chordata; Mammalia; Rodentia; Cricetidae. Gene Ontology annotation, biological process: translation. Gene Ontology annotation, molecular function: 5S rRNA binding; structural constituent of ribosome. Gene Ontology annotation, cellular component: mitochondrion; ribosome.